UUUUUCUUUUCUCAUUGAUGAGAUAUAGCUUAGUAAAUGUGGCUUCAAUGGUUGUUACGUACUUUCAUAUGCUAGAGACUUGUUUUGUGGCUCUAUUUCUUUCUUUUCAUUUCUAGAUCUCUCUCUUUUUCCUUUAAUGUCUUUUUAAACUUCAAAAAAGUCUUGUCCUUGUGUCUUCACUUAAACUCACGAAUUCCAUAUUUCAGUUCUCUCAUUUUUUCCAAGUGUAAAGCCUUCAGUAUCAAUGGAACCAGUAACAAAAAGGUGUGCAGUUGUUACAGGAGCUAAUAAGGGAAUUGGGUUUGAAAUAUGUAGGCAAUUAGCUUCAAAUGGGAUCAUUGUCGUAUUGACGGCCAGGGAUGAGAAGAGAGGUAUUGAAGCUGUUGAGAAGCUGAAAGCAUCUGGCUUUGACAACGUGGUCUUUCAUCAGCUUGAUGUGGCCGACAACGCUAGCAUUCACUCUCUUGCUAAUUUCAUCAGAAAUCAGUUUGGCAAGCUCGACAUUUUGGUGAACAAUGCUGGGAUUGGUGGAGUCAUAGUGGAUAGUGAUGCCUUAUCGGAUCUUGUGAAGGAAGGAGUUCCAAUCAAAUGGAAUGAAAUAAUGACUCAAAAUUAUGAGUUAGCUGAGCAAUGUCUUAAAACAAACUACUAUGGCGCCAAGAGAAUGUGUGAAGAACUUAUUCCCCUCCUUCAGUUAUCCAAUUCACCAAGAAUUGUUAAUGUUUCCUCCUCCAUGGGAAAGUUAGAGAACGUGAAAAACGAAUGGGCCAAACAAGUGUUAAGUGAUGCUGAAAACCUUACCAAAGAGAGAGUGGAUGAGGUGUUGAAUGAGUAUCUGAAGAAUUUUAAAGAGGGUUCACUCGAAGCCAAAGGCUGGCCUGCUUUCAUGCCUGCUUAUAUUGUAUCAAAAGCAGCUAUGAAUGCCUAUACAAGGAUCCUGGCCAAACAGUACCCAACUUUGUGCAUCAACUGUGUUUGCCCUGGCUAUGUCAAAACAGACAUAAACUACAAUAGAGGCAUAUUAACUGUAGAAGAAGGUGCUGAAAGUUGUGUGAGGUUAGCACUGAUUCCCGAUGGCAGUCUUUCUGGUAUGUUCUUUUCAAGGAACGAAGAGAGCUCUUUUUAGUGAACAUGAUCCAUUCCUAGUUUCUAUUUAUAAAAGUUAAACCAACGUAGCUUGUCAAAAUCUAAUAUUUUUUCCUUCUACUUUAUGACUAAGAAAUGUAAUUGUCUGUAACUGUAACAAGUUAUGAUGUGUUUAUAUAUAUAUUUUUUGUCAGUGUCAUUCUU
Molecule: messenger RNA, 1290 nt
Organism: Pistacia vera
Lineage: Eukaryota; Viridiplantae; Streptophyta; Magnoliopsida; Sapindales; Anacardiaceae
Product: (+)-neomenthol dehydrogenase-like
Exons: 5
Coding region: 245-1126 (293 amino acids)
Cellular component (GO): membrane
Molecular function (GO): oxidoreductase activity, acting on the CH-OH group of donors, NAD or NADP as acceptor
Source: RefSeq, a predicted model, not a curated record